Chrysochloris asiatica (Cape golden mole) is the source of this 1611-nucleotide messenger RNA. RefSeq names its product protein phosphatase 2, regulatory subunit B'', beta (gene PPP2R3B). Gene Ontology annotation, biological process: protein dephosphorylation. Lineage: Eukaryota; Metazoa; Chordata; Mammalia; Afrosoricida; Chrysochloridae. Bases 1 to 1611 code for a protein of 536 amino acids. The transcript has 14 exons. Gene Ontology annotation, cellular component: protein phosphatase type 2A complex. The record is from RefSeq and is a predicted model, not a curated record. Gene Ontology annotation, molecular function: protein phosphatase regulator activity; calcium ion binding.
AUGCCGCCCGGUAAGGUGCUGCAGCCGGUGCUGAAGAUGAAGGUGGACGAGCUGUUCCUCUGCUGGCUGAGCGAAUGCUCCACGCAAGCCAUGCUUCGGGACUGCCUGCGGCGUAUCCAGGCCCCCAGCCCGGCUUCCGCGCUGCCCCUGGGAGCCGCCUGCAGUCCCCGGGCCGGGCCGCACGCCCGGGGGACCCGGAGGUCGGCGGGGGCGAGAGUAGUCCAGACAAAGAAGGAUGAGUCGCUGCCCCCUGCGUCCAGCCAAAGCAUUCCAGCGUUUUACUUCCCGAGAGGGCGUCCUCAGGGGGCUGUGCAUGUGGACACCAUGAUCGCCCAGAUCGAAGCCACCUUCGCCCAGUUCCCACAUGAGCGGGCCACGCUGGACGACAUGGGCCGUGUAGCCAAGGCCUGUGGCUGCCCGCUGUACUGGAAGGGACCGCUGUUCUACGGUGCAGGGGGAGAACGCACGGGCUCCGUCUCCGUUCACAAGUUCAUCGCCAUGUGGAGGAAGAUCCUGCAGAACUGCCAUGAUGAUGCCACCAAGUUUGUGCACCUGCUCAUGAGCCCCGGAAGCGGCUUCCUGGUGCAGGAGGACUUCAUUCCCUUCCUCCAGGAUGUGGUGAACACACACCCGGGUCUGUCCUUCCUGAAGGAGGCGUCCGAGUUCCAUUCCCGCUACAUCACCACCGUCAUUCAGCGGAUUUUCUACACUGUGAACCGGUCCUGGUCAGGGCGCAUCACGUGCACAGAGCUCAGGAAAAGCUCCUUCCUGCAGAAUGUAGCUCUGCUGGAGGAAGAGGCAGACAUCAACCAGCUGACGGAGUUCUUCUCCUACGAGCACUUCUACGUCAUCUACUGCAAGUUCUGGGAGAUCGAUACAGACCACGACCUGCUCAUUGACCCCGACGACCUGGCCCGGCACAAUGACCACGCCAUAUCCACGAGGAUGGUAGAGCGGAUCUUCUCAGGGGCGGUGACCAGAGGCAGGAAGGUGCAGAAGGAAGGCAAGAUAAGCUACGCCGACUUCGUCUGGUUCCUCAUCUCGGAGGAGGACAAGAAGACCCCCACCAGCAUCGAGUACUGGUUUCGCUGCAUGGACCUGGACGGGGACGGGGCCCUGUCCAUGUAUGAGCUCGAGUACUUCUAUGAGGAGCAAUGCCGCCGCCUGGACAACAUGGCCAUCGAGGCCCUGCCCUUCCAGGAUUGCCUCUGCCAGAUGCUGGACCUGGUCCAGCCCCAGAGCCCAGGAAAGAUUACCCUCCAUGACCUGAAGAGGUGCAAAAUGGCAGGUGUUUUCUUCGACACCUUCUUCAACAUUGAGAAGUACCUGGACCGGGAGCAGAAGGAGCAGGUAUCCCUGCUCAAGGACAGUGAUGGUGACAGCCCGGAGCUCUCGGACUGGGAGAGGUACGCAGCCGAGGAGUACGACAUCCUCGUGGCGGAAGAGGCUGUCGGGGAGCCAUGGAACGAGGGCUUUGAGCCCGAGCUCAGCCCCGUGGACCCCAAGCUGCACCCACAGUUGGACGUGCGGCCCUUCCUGGAAGCGCCCUCUGCACUGGGCGCCGUGGACCUAUACGACUUUGAGGAUGAGGACAGUUCGCAGCUGCUGUGA